AUUUGGGGUGAGGCUUUUUGCAGUUGUGCAAAGAAUGCAGUUUUGGUAUGCUUACAAGUGUGAUAUCAUUGCCCAUUAAUUCCCUGAUAUGUUUCACUAUUUUACAAUUGAUUUGGCUGUUGUGUUGGGAUUUUGUUUUCUGUUUCCUUUUGAGUAGUUGGAGAUCAACAUCAAGCUUUUGUUAUUUUGGAAUGGCUUUUUAAUGGUUUUUACAUUUUGCCUGUGAUCCUCCUCUGGGGUGUCCUUUUGUUCUACCUUUUGUGUGGGGUGAAAUAGAGCAGCAGUCCACGUUACCCUACACCGACGGACAUCCAGCCAAAUCAUCGGGAAUUUAAUGUUGUAAUGAUUUUCAGGCGUUGAAAGAUAAAAAAUACUAAUUCAGUUGCAAGCUUAAAGAUGUCAGUUGAGCCUUCUACUCAUGAAGAAAUCCAGAUUGAAGAUGAGGUAGAAGAGAUUGAUGAGGAGGAAGAGGAAGAGGAUGAGGUAGAUGAGGACGAGGAAGUAGAUGAAGAAGAGGAGGAAGAAGAGGUUGAGGAGGUGACUCAUGGUAGGAGCACGGGCAGAGGUCUGACCUUGAAGACUCUUGUGAAGGAGCGGGUCUUACAGCCUGGCGAGGGACUUAUGACCAUCAACUAUCUGGGUAACAAGUUCAAAGGAGACUUGCUGCCCGAUGGGAGAAUCAAGUCCCAGGAGACGAGCAAGAUCUUCGGAACACCAAGUGCGUGGGCCAUUUAUUGCAAGAAGAUAGUCAAUCCAGAUAAGAAGUCGGGCUGCGGCUGGGCGUCUGUUCGCUACCGAGGGAAGAAGCUAGAUUCCUACAAGAACAAUUGGUACAGGCAGAAGAGGAUUGAAUUUGAGAAGGAAGGCGAGGCAUUGGAUGAAGAAGAGAUGACGGACAGUGACAGCGAUGGUCCUCAUGAGCAGGAGAUUGUCGAGUUUGAGCUCAUUGGGAACAGGCAUCCGAACCAUGACAUGAAUACAAUGGUCGAGCUGACAUCCUUCCAAUCCAUUGGUCGAAUGCAGCCUUUUACCGUGACCAUGUCUUCAUCGGCAAUGGCUAUGAUAGACAUUCAUGCCCACCUGACUACUUCUGAGGUAGUUGGCUACCUGGCUGGACAGUGGGAUGUCACUAACCAUAAUUUGAUUGUUUCUCAUGCCAUGCCAGUCAGAUGUCGUCUGGGUGAUGGGGAAAAGGGUCGUGCAGUGGAGCAAGCGCUGUAUGCAGAAAUGGAGAAAUUGAAUCUCUCAUUAGUUGGAUGGUACCACACACAUCCAUUUUCACCACCAUUGCCGAGCUUGCGGGAUAUUGAUUCUCAACUGGAGUAUGAGAUGAAGAUGAAAGGUUCAAAUGAUGCAAGCUAUACACCUUGUAUAGGCAUUAUUGUAUCCCCUUAUGUACGAGGAGGAGGACAGGGUAUGAGUGCAAGUGGCUUCUGGGUGAUGCCACCUCCAGAGCACAAGCCGCAAGAAUAUGGAAGGCCCAUGAGUAUCCAGUUUACCAUUGUACAAGAUGCCUUUAUUCCCAAGGAGGCUCUCUAUCAUGUGCGGGACACCGUACGAUUCUACAAAGACUCUCCAGAUUCUGUCGUUUUCACAGAUAUUUUCCAAGACAGAUUUACAUAUUGGGACAAACUGAAGACUGCAAUCCGCCUGUGUGUUCCAAAAGACCAUUAUGCACCGUUGCUUGACUGCUUAGCAAAACUUUUAGAGUUGAAGAAUUAUGUCCCAGAGCCAGCCACACCAGGACCAAAGCCAAAGCUAGCCUCUGAAUCAGAACCAGAGGUCUCAGCCGAAGUGAUUCCGGUAGAGUCUCAGCAAACUACAAGUAAUUCUGUUUCCAUAACCCCAGUGGACAAACCGAGAACCUCUCCAGAGGUUGUUAACAGCAUCAGAGUUGUGGAUCCUGAUGUGCUUAUGGAGGCACCAAAGACAGUAUCUCCUCCGAGUACCCAGAUGCCUGAACCUGUGCAUCCUGAUGUCUCUGCCUUGGAAGCUCCACCUUCAACGGAGGUGGUGGAUGCGUCUGUUGAGAAGGAACGGCUUUUGAAUCAGGAACGGCUGUUGAAUCAGGAACGGCUGUUGAAUCAGGAACGGCUGUUGAAUCAGGAGAACCCCAAAGCCCACCGGAGCCCAAGCAGGUGAGCGACUACGAGCACCACCAUCCCUACCACCGCCACAGUCCCCCUCCAUACAAGCCACCUUCUCAGGAGCACUUGAAUCAGGAACGGAAACAGGACCAGCAACCAGAAUACAUUGAGGAUCCGGUUUAUGAGCAGUACCAGCAUAGUCAACAAAUGAAAGAAUAUCAGUAUGACAAAAAGCAUGAGUAUAUGCACGAGAUGCAGGAAGAUUACCGAGAGGAAAUGAUCGAUGAAUUCCGACCACCACCACCCAAUUACCAUCAACACCAUUUUACAGUAUCAUCAAGUUAUGAACCACCGCCACCUCUGAAUGACCACUAUAAACACGAUGAGCCCAAAAUACUGCACACUGCAGAAGACAGGGUGCUAGAAUCUCAGUCCGAAGAGAGUCACAUACCAGUCCACUAUCCAGAGAGCCUUGCCCGAGACCCCUGGGCAACCCCAAGUCACCCUGAUGUUCCCCAACAGGUCUCGGUCGGAGAAAGUGAACCCAUGCAACCAAUGGAUGUGGAUUCACUCUCAUAAAUGCCUCAUUCCAAUAUCUUCCACUUUUUUGUGAAUAUUGUACUAUAGAUUUUAGGUGCAGGAAUUUUGAUUAAUUAGUAAAGGAACACAGGAAUAUACAGUGAAAUACUGCUAUGAGUAAUCAAUUUGUCAUGCAGUCUCAUAAUACUAAUAACAUAAGCUAAUAUGUUUAAUCUUUGCUGUUGACUGUCAGAAAUAUUAUGCAUGUCAUUUGAAGCUGAAAUUGUGGUAUGUAGUGAUAUGUUUAUACAGAACUAGGCUUUGACUGAAUAAGAAUGAUAUAGGCCCCAAUAAGCCCAUACAAUAUUCCACCUAAUUUCUGUUUGGUCAUUUCCUUUUUUUAUUUUACAAAAUAUACAUUUUAUAUACUUAGGAAACGAUAGAUUUUAUUUAUUUAUGUGUUACUAUGUAUUAGCUGUAAAAUUAAAUCCUUUUUUAU
Messenger RNA from Penaeus vannamei (Pacific white shrimp), 3105 nucleotides. NCBI's taxonomy places the organism in Eukaryota, Metazoa, Arthropoda, Malacostraca, Decapoda, Penaeidae. The record is from RefSeq and is a predicted model, not a curated record.